AUGCCAGGGAAUCUCUUGGCAAUGGGAAUACAGCAUAUUCGCUUUCAAUCGACAAUUACGCAUACAAUUAAAGUCCAAGAAAAAAUCAAAGAAAUGCGAGUGAAAGCAAAGCUUGGUGGAGGAGAAAAACGAAUCGAUUCACAGCAUAAAAGAGGCAAAUUAACAGCUCGUGAACGUGUACAUCUCUUGCUUGAUCCUGGAUCCUUCAAAGAAUAUGAUAUGUUCGUUGAGCAUCGGUGUCAAGAUUUCGGCAUGGAAAAUGAAAAGUAUCCCGGUGAUAGCGUUGUCACAGGUCGCGGAACUAUUUCCGGUCGAACUACUUUCGUAUUCUCCCAAGAUUUCACUGUAUUUGGAGGCAGUUUGUCAUCGGUGCAUGCUGAAAAAAUCUGCAAAAUUAUGAAGGCUGCACUUGAAGUUGGGGCUCCCGUCAUUGGAUUAAACGACUCUGGUGGUGCUCGUAUCCAAGAAGGUGUGGAUUCUCUCGCCGGAUAUGCGCAUAUUUUCCAAGCGAAUGUUAUGUCAUCUGGUGUUAUACCUCAAAUAUCCCUCAUUAUGGGACCAUGUGCUGGUGGUGCGGUAUACUCCCCAGCUCUUACAGAUUUUACGUUCAUGGUGCGCGACACUUCGUACCUCUUUAUUACUGGACCUGAUGUGGUGAAAGCAGUGACAAAUGAAGAGGUUACACAAGAAGAAUUGGGUGGUUCAAAAACACAUACGGUCACAUCUGGUGUCGCCCAUGGUGCUUUCGACAAUGAUGUCGACGCAUUAUUAAACAUUCGUGAAUUAUUCAAUUAUCUACCUCUUUCAAAUCGUGAUCCAGCACCAGUUCGUGCAUGUGAAGAUCCUUGGGACCGUGAUGUUCCAAGUUUGGAGACUGUUGUACCUUUGGAGAGUACGGCUGCGUAUAAUAUGUUAGAUGUUAUUCAUGCUUUGGUUGAUGAGGGAGAUUUCUUUGAAAUAAUGCCGGAUUAUGCAAAAAAUAUUGUCGUAGGUUUUGCUCGUAUGAACGGACGAACUAUUGGUGUCGUCGGAAACAAUCCAAAAUAUGCUGCAGGUUGUCUUGAUAUAAAUUCUUCCGUAAAAGGUGCACGAUUUGUGAGAUUUUGUGAUGCAUUCAACAUUCCUCUUGUAACACUUGUUGACGUUCCUGGAUUCCUACCCGGAACAGCUCAAGAAUAUGGCGGUAUUAUUCGUCAUGGAGCUAAACUGAUCUACGCAUAUGCAGAAGCUACUGUACCUAAGAUUACCGUUAUUACGAGAAAGGCUUUUGGUGGCGCUUAUGAUGUAAUGUCUUCAAAACAUCUUCGUGGCGAUAUAAAUUAUGCUUGGCCAACUGCAGAAGUUGCCGUCAUGGGUGCUAAGGGUGCUGUUAGUAUCUUAUAUCGCGGUGAUAAAACCAAUGUACAAAAGCACGAAGAAGACUAUAUCAAUCUUUUCAGUAAUCCUUUCCCAGCCGCUGUCAGAGGUUUUGUCGACGACAUAAUUGAUCCUCAUACAACUCGUAAACGUAUUUGCCUUGAUUUAAAUCUACUCGAAUCGAAAAAACUAACGAAUCCAUCAAAAAAGCAUGGAAAUAUACCUCUAUAA
Molecule: messenger RNA, 1587 nt
Organism: Dracunculus medinensis (Guinea worm)
Lineage: Eukaryota; Metazoa; Nematoda; Chromadorea; Rhabditida; Dracunculidae
Source: the annotation of a GenBank genome assembly